Messenger RNA from Phycomyces blakesleeanus NRRL 1555(-), 528 nucleotides. RefSeq lists its product as hypothetical. Lineage: Eukaryota; Fungi; Mucoromycota; Mucoromycetes; Mucorales; Phycomycetaceae. Bases 1 to 528 code for a protein of 175 amino acids. The record is from RefSeq and is a predicted model, not a curated record. The transcript has 7 exons.
AUGCCUUAUCAUACAUUGCUUAGCAGAUAUUGUUCAGAGUUUGGAUAUAGUUUCCUAUUGUCGUUAACUUGCUCUUAUUUUGCAUAUGACUUUAUUAGGUACUGCUUGUUGGGUCUUCCGCAGUUAUCGCUGAUAAUCUCGGGAUCUCAAGCCCAGGCUCUUGGCAAUCUCGAUCAUAAUUUCAGCUUUUUAUUUUUGCAAAGCACCGGUGUUACAGCCUGCAACUUAAUUAGGCAGUCUGAGAUCAAUGGAUUUUCGACAAACAUUAUACAGUUUGUUAUUUACACCCACAUUGAAGGCCCAAUUAAGCUCGUGCGGAUCGACGUUCCAGGUUUUAUCCACAUGCAAAUAGAGAAAAUAAAAAAAAAGACAGCGUUCUUAGGACAAAUGCAGUACAAAAAUCACAGUCCUGUGCAUUUGACAUGUUCUAAGCAAGGCGAAGAAACUCCACGUGGAACAAAAUCAACCACUCCUAGUAGAAAAGAAGUAAAAGAAAGUGCUCUACUUCCAUUGUGUUGUUGUUGGUGA